Molecule: messenger RNA, 1981 nt
Organism: Equus quagga
Lineage: Eukaryota; Metazoa; Chordata; Mammalia; Perissodactyla; Equidae
Gene: PKMYT1
Product: protein kinase, membrane associated tyrosine/threonine 1
Exons: 10
Coding region: 488-1981 (497 amino acids)
Biological process (GO): protein phosphorylation
Molecular function (GO): ATP binding; protein kinase activity
Source: RefSeq, a predicted model, not a curated record
AGUCGUCCCGCCCUGGUGUGAGGAGCCGUCGGCCGCAGAGCCCAGCUCGUCUGACCGCCCCAAGGGCUCCCGCGGCCUCCGCCGACCCAGAAUCUGGGAAUUCGCUGAGCUGCGCCCCGUCCGCCCGCCCCAGGGUUUCCCCACGCCCGCGGAGGCGAAUCGGCGGCGGCCCUGCCCCGGAGGAACUCACAGUCUAGCGCGGUAGACCGUGGUCAGCAGGCGUGUCCGGCCUAGUGAGAGGGUAGCAUUUAUUGAGGGAUCUGCAUGCCAGACGCUGGGCUAAGCCUUCCCUGAGGUCAGUCGUACAGGUCCACAAACCCCUGAGGCCAGGUGCUCGUGUCCCCAACGGCCUCCAUGUUUAAAGCAGGACGUGCGUGCAGAGUAGACGCGGCUCCCUUCCACAGCCCCUUGGGGGCCACAGGCCCAGGCGCUGUUUGAGUGGACACACUGUUCUGUCCUCUGCCCCCUGGGGCGUCCUGUGCCGGCCAUGCCUGUGCCCACAGAGGGCACCCCGCCACCCUUGAGUGGCACCCCGGUCCCAGUCCCAGCCUACUUCCGCCACGCAGAACCCGGCUUCUCCCUCAAGAGGCCCCGGGGGCUCAGUCGGAGCCUCCCACCCCGGCCUCCUGCCAAGGGCAGCAUCCCUCUCAGCCGCCUCUUCCCCCCUCGGCUCCCGGGCUGGCAGCGGCUCGAGCCCCGGAGAGUGUCGUUCCGAGGCGAGGCCUCCGAGACCCUGCAGAGCCCCGGCUAUGACCCGAGGCGGCCAGAGUCCUUCUUCCAGCAGAGUUUCCAGAGGCUUGGCCGCCUGGGCCGCGGCUCUUACGGAGAAGUCUUCAAGGUGCGCUCCAAGGAAGACGGUCGUCUUUAUGCAGUAAAGCGCUCCAUGUCACCAUUCCGGGGCCCCAAGGACCGGGCCCGCAAGCUGGCCGAGGUCGGUGGCCAUGAGAAGGUGGGGCAGCACCCGCGCUGCGUGCGGCUAGAGCAAGCCUGGGAGGAGGGCGGCAUCCUGUACCUGCAGACGGAGCUGUGCGGGCCCAGCCUGCAGCAGCACUGUGAGGCCUGGGGCGCCAGCCUGCCUGAGGCCCAGGUCUGGGGCUACCUGCGGGACACCCUGCUUGCCCUCGCUCACCUGCACGGCCAAGGCCUGGUCCACCUUGACGUCAAGCCUGCCAAUAUCUUCCUGGGGCCCCGGGGCCGCUGCAAACUGGGUGACUUUGGGUUGCUGGUGGAGCUGGGUGCGUCUGGAGCUGGUGAGGCCCAGGAGGGAGACCCCCGCUACAUGGCACCUGAGCUGCUGCAGGGCUCCUACGGGACGGCGGCGGACGUGUUCAGUCUGGGUCUCACCAUCCUGGAAGUGGCAUGCAACAUGGAGCUGCCGCAUGGUGGAAAGGGCUGGCAGCAGCUGCGCCAGGGCUACCUGCCCCCUGAGUUCACUGCCAGCCUGUCUUCUGAGCUGCGUUCUGUCCUUGUCAUGAUGCUGGAGCCUGACCCCAAGCUGCGAGCCACAGCGGAGGCCCUGCUGGCCCUGCCUAUGCUCCGGCAGCCACGGCCCUGGAGCGUCCUGUGGUACAUGGCUGCCGAAGCCCUGAGUCGAGGGUGGGCCCUGUGGCAGACCCUGCUGGCCCUGCUGUGCUGGCUCUGGCACGGGCUGGCUCACCCUGCCAGCUGGCUGCAGCCUCCGGGCCCGCCGGCCACCCCACCUGGCUCGCCGCCCUGCAGCCUCCUCCUGGACAGCAGCCUUUCCAGCAACUGGGAUGACGAGAGCAUAGGGCCCUCACUCUUUCCAGAGGCUGUCCUAGCCAGGGCUGCCGGGACCACCUCUACCCCCUGCAGCAGCUCCCCUGCCCCCCGAAGCAGGUACACACUGAGGGAUGGCCUGGACCUAAGUGACACUGACUCAGAGCCCCCUCGGGGCUCCUUCCCCUCCUUUGAGCCUCGGAACCUCCUCAGCCUCUUUGAGGACUCACUGGGCCCAACCUGA